UUAGUUUAGACACGCCUGCCUGGCCUCCAUUGCCCAAAUCUCACAUCUGAAGGUUAAAGUCUGUCUCCAUCACACCGCACUUCAAUUCAGCAGUACUCACGUAUCACUCUCCUCUUUCUCGCUCUUAAUUUACAGAAAUAUUAACACAGUAUCAUGUCGAUAUUUAGUGAAGUCCCGCAGGCUGCUCCUGUCGCAGUGUUUAAACUGACAGCGGAUUUCCGUGAAGAUCAGUGUUCCAGCAAGGUGAAUCUGGGAGUCGGAGCCUACAGGACAGAUGAAUGUCAGCCCUGGGUUCUCCCCGUGGUGAGAAAAGUGGAGAAGAUGAUCGCUGAUGACCAUAGCUUGAACCACGAGUACCUGCCCAUCUUAGGCCUGCCAGAGUUUCGUUCCAGUGCAUCUAGGAUCGCUCUGGGUGAAGACAGUCCUGCCAUCAAGGACAACCGGGUAGGAGCUGUGCAAUGUUUGGGAGGUACUGGUGCUCUAAAGAUCGGAGCGGAGUUUCUUCGCCGUUGGUACAAUGGAACUGACAACACAAAAACUCCAGUUUAUGUGUCUGCACCCACAUGGGAAAACCACAAUGCCGUUUUCUCUAAUGCUGGAUUUGAGGACAUCCGUCCAUACAAAUAUUGGGAUGCAGGGAAGCGUGGACUUGAUUUGGCAGGUUUUCUGGGUGACCUGGAGAACGCACCUGAUCACUCCAUCUUUGUACUGCAUGCCUGCGCUCACAACCCCACCGGUACAGACCCCACCCAGGACCAGUGGAAGCAGAUCGCUGAUGUCAUGAAGCGAAAGAAUCUGUUUGCCUUCUUUGAUUCAGCCUAUCAGGGUUUUGCCUCAGGAAAUUUAGACAAAGAUGCCUGGGCUGUCCGCUACUUUGUGUCACAGGGUUUUGAAUUGUUCUGUGCCCAGUCGUUCUCAAAGAACUUCGGUCUGUACAAUGAGAGAGUGGGGAACCUGACUGUUGUAGCCAAAGACCAAGACAAUUUGAAUCGUGUUCUGUCUCAAAUGGAGAAGAUCGUUCGAAUAACCUGGUCCAACCCUCCGUCCCAGGGAGCUCGUCUGGUUGCCAUCACACUCAACACCCCUGAGCUCUUUGCUGAAUGGAAGGACAAUGUAAAGACUAUGGCAGACCGGGUCCUGUUGAUGCGUGAUCAGCUGAAAGAAAAACUGAAAGCGCUAGGAACUCCAGGAUCCUGGGAGCACAUCACUGAACAGAUCGGCAUGUUCAGUUUCACAGGACUCAACCCUAAGCAGGUGGAGUACAUGAUAAAAGAAAAGCACAUUUAUCUAAUGGCGAGCGGUCGCAUCAACAUGUGUGGCCUCACCUCCAAGAACAUCGACUAUGUGGCUGAGUCCAUUCAUGAGGCCGUCACUACAGUCCAAUAAGCACCUUUACCGCACUUCCUGUAUGUGUGUGUGUGUCCACACUCCACACUCUGAUACACACCUUCACACACCAGCUUAUGCUGGUCUAAUUUACUCAUCAGCCUGUCAACAUCCUGUUUUAUCUUGUAAUUAUAAAGCAUUGAAACGGUUCCAGAAGAUAUAUAUUCCCUUCUCCUAAAUAUUGUCUGUAGUGAAUAUUUCAAAUAAUCUUGUUUGUAUGAAUAAGCACUUUGUGGUAGGGUUUACAGUCAAUCAAAUGACUGUCUUUGGAUUUCACUGACCUGAAGUUCCAUCUUGACUGAUUUCGUGAUCUUUCACGAUCCUUAAAUUCACACAGCUUAGUGUUGCUGAAUCAGAGAUAUGUAAAGUUGGCAGGAUGGAAAGAUAUUAAGAACUAGCCCUAUCUAAACUUGUCAUUUACUUUACAUACAUUUUACAGUACAUUUCACUGUAUCGAGUGCUGAACUGAAGGACAAUGUGCAUGUUUCAAGGUUUAUGUGUAUGUAUCCAUUGCUUAAAACAUCCUUACAGAGACAACUUGAAUGACUGGGGGCAUUAGAUUAUGUUUCACUGUAAAUUCCAGUGUGAUUUGUUUGUCAUCUGAUGAUCUUACCUCAAAUGAAACUGUUUGAAGCAACAUUUUACCCUUAAAUCAACUUUUUGUGAUUCACUUUUAAACGUAUUGUGAUUAAAUGGAGGGAGAAACCUGGUAUUGUGUUCUGUGUGAAGAAGUGCAUUCUGGGAUAUUGGGUCUCUUGACAGCUGAGGGGGAGUGAAUUAAAACAGAAAAGUGAUUUUGGGGUUGAAUAUUUCUUUAAGCUUUUCGUCUUUGAUGAUGCUUGUUCUGGAAAUUCUGGGUUGUGAAGACCCCAGGCAUUGUUUUGCACUUUAUUUUCUGAUGUCUUUUUAAUCUGUUGAUUCUGAUCCAUCAUUUUCACUGCUGUGUUCUUGUAUUCAGGUUCAUUCGUGCACUACAACACAACACGUUACUCUCCCAACCAGCUAAGUCUCAUAAGAUCAAACCUCUAGGAGUAUAAAAGCUCUUUGUGCACAAAUAUGUUAAUCAAAGUGCAUUGAAAUAAAUGAAGUUAAUGAUGAAUGAA
Molecule: messenger RNA, 2489 nt
Organism: Ctenopharyngodon idella (grass carp)
Lineage: Eukaryota; Metazoa; Chordata; Actinopteri; Cypriniformes; Xenocyprididae
Gene: got1
Product: glutamic-oxaloacetic transaminase 1, soluble
Exons: 9
Coding region: 154-1386 (410 amino acids)
Biological process (GO): L-aspartate biosynthetic process
Cellular component (GO): cytosol
Molecular function (GO): L-aspartate:2-oxoglutarate transaminase activity; pyridoxal phosphate binding
Source: RefSeq, a predicted model, not a curated record